Messenger RNA from Mangifera indica (mango), 1094 nucleotides. RefSeq names its product photosystem I chlorophyll a/b-binding protein 5, chloroplastic. Gene Ontology annotation, biological process: photosynthesis, light harvesting in photosystem I; response to light stimulus. Bases 41 to 838 code for a protein of 265 amino acids. The record is from RefSeq and is a predicted model, not a curated record. The transcript is spliced from 6 exons. Lineage: Eukaryota; Viridiplantae; Streptophyta; Magnoliopsida; Sapindales; Anacardiaceae. Gene Ontology annotation, cellular component: membrane.
GCCUCCAAAUAAAUUUAGUUGAUAGAGAAGUAAAAGAAAAAUGGCGGUCGCAGUUGGAAGAGGGUUCCUUAUUCGGCCUUGCUCUUCAUCAUCCCUCCUUUGCAAUGACUUACCUAAAACUUCACCGAGCAUCACAGCCACAUUUUCUCCUUCUAAGCCGGCAACCAUUCGACGUUAUUCAGCAUCUGUGGUUCAAGCCCAGCAGCGGCCUACAUGGCUUCCUGGGCUCGACCCUCCUCCGUAUCUCGAUGGAACAUUAGCCGGAGAUUUUGGAUUUGAUCCACUUGGGCUUGGAGAGAACCCAGAGAGCUUAAAAUGGUACGUCCAAGCAGAGCUGGUGCAUGCUCGUUUUGCCAUGGCCGGAGUAGCUGGAAUUCUUUUUACAGAUUUACUCCGCGUAACAGGUAUAAACAAAUUACCGGUUUGGUAUGAGGCGGGUGCAGUAAAAUUCGAGUUUGCCAGCACAACAACUUUGUUCAUCGUUCAACUUCUCUUGAUGGGUUUCGUUGAAACCAAAAGAUACAUGGAUUUCGUUAGUCCUGGAUCGCAAGCGAAGGAGGGAUCCUUCUUUGGAUUGGAAGCUGCUUUAGAAGGUUUAGAGCCUGGUUACCCUGGAGGUCCUUUGCUUAACCCUCUUGGCCUGGCUAAAGAUAUAAAAAAUGCCCAUGAAUGGAAGCUCAAAGAGAUUAAGAAUGGACGGCUUGCUAUGGUGGCUAUGCUGGGCUUUUUUGUGCAAGCUUCAGUGACUCAUGUAGGACCAAUCGAAAACCUCCUGGAGCACCUUUCAAAUCCAUGGCAUAAAACUAUUAUCCAGACCCUUGCUAAUUCUGGUUCCUGAUGUUAAUCGAAGUUGAUGCGUUACAACUCUCAGUCUAUAUGGUGAUUUGUAAAUUAAAUUCGUACGUCAUUGGAUUUUAAUUUGAUUUCAAUGAUGAUUCCGGCUUGCCGGAUUCGAACCAGCUAUCUAAGGAUGAGAGCUUGUGCAUACUGGAGUCCUCCGAUCUACCAACUGAGCUAAAGCCGGUAACACCUUCUUGUGUCUUUCAACUUGUGUUUUAAUUGAAACUGAAACCAAGUAUCAUGUUAUUGCUUAA